This is a messenger RNA of Owenia fusiformis, 2053 nucleotides long. NCBI's taxonomy places the organism in Eukaryota, Metazoa, Annelida, Polychaeta, Sabellida, Oweniidae. The record is from the annotation of a GenBank genome assembly.
CAUCUAUUAAUCAUAUCAUUUCCAUAAGUGUGCACUUUUAGAAUAAAUUAUAUUUUAUUUUACAGGUAAUUUUUGCCAGAAACAUUUUGUAUAAAAUUAGAGCUUCUCAAAAGAUGUAUCUACACUUUUCAAAUAAAAAAUGAUCCUUCAAUCUAUCCCACCCAAAUGGAGUUAGAUCUAAUUUUAUAUUAUAUUUAUACCAUCAUAAGUUAAUAUCAAACUCAAAACUGAAACUCCUGUUAAAAGCCAUGGCAGCUAAUUUUGGGGUAAUUUACAUCUUAUUAGCAUGAAGGUUGUUUAAAACAGUAAUCCUCUAUAAUUGACUUAUUGACUAACCUCUGUUUUUGUAUUUAGUAUAUAUUUGAGACUAUGUAUUGAAUUGGUGGAAACAAAAUUAUUAAAAUGUGAUUAAAGUAAGUAAGCUUAAGGUUUAUUUAAGAUAUAAAGAUUGCUCAUCUUCGACAAAAUAGAAGAAUUAAAAUUAUGAUCACUUAGAAUGAUUCAAAUUAUUUCUAAUAUAGAAUGUAAGUUGGUGUCUAGGAAAAUAAAACAUAUGAUCACAUCCAGCUUUUCUUUGAAAGUCAAAUUUCCUUGCAUAUGGAUUAACGAAUUAACGUUAAUAACUAAAAUGAACCCAGUUACAUGAUAAACUAUGCAUGAUCCUGAAUUGUGACUGUAUUUUUUAGACCCAGAGAUUAAAUAUUUUAAAAUCACUAACAAUCUAUUUCUUCUCCAGUUAACUUCCUAAAUGGCUUCUAUAAACUUUGAAACAGGAAAAUGUAUUAUCUGCCAAGAUGAUUUUAAAGACAGUAACAGCAAUGUUGUCAAGCCAACUGUGGGACAAGCAAGAGGUGUUGCAACCUUGCUUAGAAUAAGCAAAAUGAAAGAUGAUGAAGUUUAUCAACAUAUGAAAGUAGCCAAACUUGAAAACGCACCUAUUCUAUAUCACAUGAACAAUGCUUGCUACAGAGUAUACACCCAAAAACGGCAUACUGAAGAAACCAUUGAAGGAAUGGUUGGAAACACACCUCAUUCCUCAACAGCACAACCCAAACAAAUGAAAUGUUCCCUUCCACAAAGGAAUGAAGAAACUGAAACUGAUACUGAAAAAACCAUUGAAGGAAUGGUUGGAAACACACCUCAUUCCUCAACAGAACAACCCAAACAAAUGAAAUGUUCCCUUCCACAAAGGAAUGAAGAAACUGAAACUGAUACUGAAAAAACCAUUGAAGGAAUGGUUCGAAACACACCUCAUUCCUCAACAGAACAACCCAAACAAAUGAAAUGUUCCCUUCCACAAAGGAAUGAAGAAACUGAAGAAACUGAAACUGAUACUGAAGAAACCAUUGAAGGAAUGGUUGGAAAUACACCUCAUUCGUCAACAGCACAACCCAAACAAAUGAAAUGUUCCCUACCACAAAGGCCCUCUGUUGAAGCUGUUGAUGUACCUAAAUACCAGAAUGUUUGUAUAUAUUGUAAUCAGGUCACAAAAAACAAAACAUAUGAAAAAUCCCGAAUUUCUGAAGAGAAGAAAGCUACCGAGUUUCUUGUACAAACCCAACACUUACAGGAUGAAGUGUAUACCAGCACCUGUCACCUCACUGAUGUGAAAGGAGUGAUUGAAGCUGAUCUCUUAUACCAUAACUAUUGUUACAAACAAUACAGCCAUAAAUACCAGAAAAGUACUGAUUCAAAUUCUAUUCAUGAUAAAUCAAAUAUGUAUGAUGUAUUUAAUGAUGUCAUCAAUGAAAUUCAACAAGACUUGAAUACAGGAAAAGUCUUCUCUGUAUCAGAGAUUUACAAAGAGAUCGGUGACCGCCUUCGACGUAGCCCUGUUAAAGGGCAACUUGUCACCAAAUAUUUGCGUAAGCGAUUUGGUGAAGAUGUCACAUUUAUAAAGCACAGCAAGAGGCAGUCUCAGGAUUUUCUUCUGGCAAGCAAGAUAGAUGCUGUAAAAUUGGUAAUUAAUCAUUUAUAAUUUAAAAGUACUUAUUCAGUGUGUCAAAUAAGUCCCGCCCCCCCCCUCUACAGCCAAGACCUUAAUAGAUGGUAC